ACAUAUCCGAUAGAAGCUACUAGAAGCCCUUACUGUCAAGAAAAGUCUAGACCCUGUCUCGCAAGUCGCUACUGUUAACAUAAAAGCCUCGGAAAACACUACGCCGCGCUGCCUCAGAAAAUGGACGCGGAGAAGCUGAAUCAAUUGAAGCAUUUCAUCGAACAGUGCAAGUCCAACCCUUCCCUACUCGCCGAUCCUUCCCUUUCAUUCUUCCGCGAUUACCUCGAAAGUCUCGGCGCCAAGCUUCCCCAAUCUACUGAUUUCAAAUCGAGAGAUGUGGAGAGCGAUGAGGACAUAGAGGAUGUUGGGGACGAACAAGAGAAGAUGGAGGAAGCAGAGGAAGAUGAGAUAAUCGAAUCCGAUGUUGAGCUCGAGGGUGAAACUGUCGAGCCUGACGAUGAUCCUCCUCAGAAGAUGGGAGAUCCCUCCGUCGAGGUCACUGAAGAGAGUCGCGACGCUUCGCAGUUGGCCAAAGUUAAAGCCAUGGAAGCGAUUUCUGAAGGUAAGUUGGAGGAAGCUAUCGAAAACUUGACAGAGGCAAUUUCUCUCAAUCCUACCUCUGCCAUAAUGUAUGCGACCAGAGCCAGUGUUUACAUCAAAAUGAAGAAACCCAAUGCUGCGAUCCGUGAUGCAAAUGCUGCUUUGGAGAUUAAUCCUGAUUCUGCUAAAGGAUACAAGUCACGGGGCAUGGCACGAGCAAUGCUUGGUCAGUGGGAAGAGGCUGCAAAGGAUCUUCAUGUGGCUUCAACGUUAGACUAUGAUGAGGAAAUAAAUGCUGUACUUAAGAAGGUGGAACCAAAUGCUCACAAGAUUGAGGAACACCGUCGGAAGUAUGAAAGGCUGUACAAGGAAAGAGAGGAGAAAAAAGCUCAGCGUGAGAGGGAACGUCGCCGUGCUGAAGCUCAGGCUGCAUAUGAGAAGGCUAAGAAACAAGAGCAAUCAUCUUCCAGCAGAAAUCCUGGAGGCAUGCCCGGUGGUUUUCCCGGUGGCAUGCCCGGUGGUUUUCCUGGUGGCAUGCCAGGUGGGUUUCCUGGGGCCAUGCCAGGUGGGUUUCCUGGUGGUAUGCCAGGAGGCUUUCCUGGGGCCAUGCCAGGAGGUGGGGCCAUGCCAGGAGGUGUGCCUGGAAAUGUUGAUUUCAGCAAAAUCUUGAAUGACCCUGAUCUGUUGACGGCAUUUAGUGAUCCAGAGGUCAUGGCUGCUCUUCAAGAUGUUAUGAAGAACCCUGCUAAUUUGGCUAAACAUCAGGGAAACCCUAAGGUGGCUCCUGUAAUUGCGAAAAUGAUGAGCAAAUUUGGAGGUCCCAAGUAAACACUUGUAAAUGUUUAUUUGAAAUAUCAGCAUUCCAAGCCUCUGCCCUGGAGUAUCUAAUGUUAUUGCAUUUUUCAUUUUAAAGAAAUUAUUAAACUUUUUACCUUUUGUAAGGCUUGUUUCUUAGGUGCUUAUAGCUCGUAUUGGUAGCCAUGUUUAUUUGUCAACGAUGUGAUGUUCAUCUGAGUGAAUUUGAAUGAUAAAAGUUGAUAACAAAAAAAAGGAAGUUUCUUUGUC
Molecule: messenger RNA, 1545 nt
Organism: Gastrolobium bilobum
Lineage: Eukaryota; Viridiplantae; Streptophyta; Magnoliopsida; Fabales; Fabaceae
Product: FAM10 family protein At4g22670
Exons: 11
Coding region: 121-1308 (395 amino acids)
Molecular function (GO): protein dimerization activity; Hsp70 protein binding
Source: RefSeq, a predicted model, not a curated record